AAUGUCCAAAUACAAGGAUUUGGUGCAGCUAUCGACGACCUACGCGCGACGGAUGAAUCACCUGUCGAACCGGAUCUUCGGCGAGGUGACCCGACCCACGAAUCCCCAAUCGAUGAAAGUGGUGAAAAUGUUCAGCGAAGAACCGAUUCAGUCCCGAGAUUACGUGAAGAACUGGUACCCAAGGCACGUGGAAACGCACCUGCUGGCAAGGAAACUUCGGGAGUACGGUUUAUUCCGGGACGAACAUCAGGAUUUCAAGGAAGAAAUGAAAAGGCUACGAGCACUGCGCGGUAAAGCUCCUCCCAAGAAGGGCGAAGGAAAACGCGCUAAGAAAUAGUUUGUGUGUUUUUUUAUAGGAAAUAAAAGAGCUCGUAAAUAGUAAGACUAAAAUCUUUAUUUUACAAUUUAAGUAGUACAAAUCCAGCCAGAAUUGAUUCUGUUCUUUUCAAAUAAAU
Molecule: messenger RNA, 455 nt
Organism: Sabethes cyaneus
Lineage: Eukaryota; Metazoa; Arthropoda; Insecta; Diptera; Culicidae
Gene: mRpS33
Product: 28S ribosomal protein S33, mitochondrial
Exons: 1
Coding region: 2-337 (111 amino acids)
Cellular component (GO): mitochondrion
Source: RefSeq, a predicted model, not a curated record